CUAAGUCACAUCCGCCGCACCCCGCACCUCAAAAUGGCCGACCACAACACUAGAACUAUUGACUUGGGGCUAUUGACUAUUGAUAUUAGCGAAUUUGUUGUCGGAACACCGAUCGUACUCAUGAUGCAAUAAUUCUGGUCAACAGAUAAUUGGUUUUUGAAUAUUUUAAGGGACUGGAAGUGAUGGUAGACAUGAAAAGAGCUUGGUGACAGGAGACAGACAGGAUGUGGAAGCUACGACCAACAGAGAGCGGCAGUCUGUGGCUGUGUGGGAUGUGCGGCAUUGAUUUUCCUCGUGAGGACAUCCUCAUUGCUCAUCUAGGUCACUGCCAGCGACACCCAGACCACACCCGCUCUCUGUCCGACAUUGACCCCCGUGCCCAUCGCCCUCUGGCGGACAUUGAUCCCCGGGACAUGCGUUCUGUAGCGGGAGCGGGAGAUCUCGACCUUGCUCCACCUGGGGUGGUGGACUAUGCGUGGCCUCCAGUGGUGGACUCCCGGGCUCAUCCUGCACUGCACUAUGGCCAGGAUCACAGGGAUGGGUUUGGUCGGAUGGCUCAUGCCCAAGCAAGCCUAGCUGAAGAUUAUACCUCACGCUUCGGGCAGCGCUACGCAUCGUCUUAUGACAGGAACUGCAAUCUACCUGCUGCACACAGCCUGGCACAGCCUGCUGAUGGUGUUUAUUCACAUCCUGGCGACUAUGUUGAUGCAGCUUCCACACCCCAGCGAGCUCACGGGCAUCAUACUGAGGGUGCUCCCAAUCUGGCCACGGACAUGAGAGGUGGCACGACCCGUGGGCUCUCAGACACCCUCCCAGGCGACAGUCUAGGCCACAGUCGUCAACGGGAUCUGGAUAGCAGCUCGUGGGACAUCAACCCUGCCCCAUCUCGCCACACAAACACAACAUCACAUGUACAUGGCAGAUACAAAGACCCGGAAUGUUUCCCUCCGGUAGCUGGAAGGGCUGGCCCUUCACAUCCUGCACAUGAGUUUGAACCCACUUCUGUUCGUGCCUACGAAACCUCUCACUCCGAAAUGGCUACGCGUGAUGCAACAGCACUCUCUGCUUAUGAUGAAACACAAAACUCUUCAGGUCCUGAUAUUCCUAACUGUGAUACAACACAGGGUGUGACACGUUCUGACCUCCUUGCUGACAGCACGACUCACACCCCGACACGUCAUGACCACUCUGCUUAUGAUGAAACACACGACACAACAAGCACUGACCUCCCUGCCCUCGACACACCGCGCUGUGAUCUCCCUGUCUAUGAAACAACACGCAGCACAACACAUGGCACUACACCCACUGACCUCUCAGCCAAUGACAAGCGACCAGACUCACCUCCACACCCAAGGACUCCUGAUGCCACUGACACAAGUGGAGAGGCAAAAGAUGGACAAAUAGUGGAAGCCACAGAGGCGAGUGAGCAUGAUGGUGUUGCUGGUGAAGAACAGACAUCUUCAGCUGUACCAGUCAGCAAGGAGACAGGUGGUGGAUCACCUUCCAUUGAGCUUCGGAAGGCUCAGGAAGACAGCGUCUCGCAAGAAGACAAGCACCCAAUUGUCCUGGUCUAUCAUUGCUGGAUUUGCCAGGAUGAGUUUCUCGACAAGUGGUCCAUUGUCCUUCAUUUAAAAGCUGCCCACCGUGACCGCGUGGAGCUGCGUGGUAUAGAGCUGAAGAUGCGCUCCCCGCUCUGCCUGGACUGUGGUGCCACCGAGCCCUGCGAGCACCGGCCCUUCCCGGAGGAGGACAGCCUGGACUGGGACGAUGUCAACAUGGGUGACGGCGCUGUCCCAGCAGAGGAAGACUUGGCCUGGCCGUGUGCUAGCUGCUCACAGAGUUUCCUCAGCCAGAAGCUGCUCCAGAAGCACCGAGCCGAGCAACACGAGGGCGGCAAGAACUUCCAGUGUUCUUUCUGUCCCAGCAAGUUUGUCAGCCACAGCCAUCUGGUGGCUCACGCUCGUAUUCACACAGGAUUCCGGCCCCACCCCUGUAGUGUGUGCGGCAACCGCUUUGCUCGACGCAGUGACCUGGAAAGGCACAGUCGCACUCAUACAGGUGAGAAACCGUUCCGAUGCGUGGAGUGUGGCCGCACUUUCAGCCAGAGGACUAGCCUGGAGAAACACGCCCGUAUCCACGCGCGUCGGAGCGGCGCUCUGGCCUGUGAGCAGUGCGGCCUGGUGGUGCACUCGUCCGCCGAGCUGGCGCAGCACUCGGCCACAGAGCACAGCGAGAGGAAGUUCACCUGCAACACUUGUGGCAAGACCUUCUCAGCCCAGCACUACCUGCAGCUACACACAAGAACCCACACGAUGGCAAAAACCUAUGCCUGCAGUUUCUGCCCUAAAAAGUUUUCCUUCCAUGCUCUACUGGUCAAACACGAGGACCGGGUACACAAGAACCAGGCAGACAUCAAGUGUGAACAGUGUGGGCGAACCUUCAAGAGGCGGGAAAACCUCAACCGUCACAUGCGCUCCCACACGGGCGAGAAAAGCUUCCAGUGCCCGGCAUGUGGCCAGGCAUUCACGGAGAAGGGCUCGAUGAAGCGCCACUAUCAGUCGCAGCAUGAACAAAUCAAGCCCCACGACUGCCCCGCCUGUGAGAAAAGUUUCUCCCGCAAGUUCCUGCUGAGCAAGCACCUGCAGCGCUACCACCCGGAGAUGAGCUCGGGGCGUGUGGAGGAGGCCGAGCCUUCGGGGCCUGUCUCGCAAGUUGGGUUUUAAGUGGGCUCUUUGUGUGUGUGUGUGUGUACCUAUAUGUGCACUGUGUGUUAGUGUGCCUGAGUAUCUGUGUGUGUAUGUUUGUGUUUAUUUGUGUGUGUGUCUGUCACAGAGUAGCUGUUCAAACCGUUGUUGUGGGUGGUUGGCAGGUGCUCUGGUGUGGUUUGCUCCUUCUUUCCUAUCAAACAUCUGUCGUCCUGAUCUCUCCUCCUUCUUUUUUAUGUUGUUACUCUCUUGUAACACCUCUAAUCUUUGGCACUUAUAUGACCUUAUCGUGUUGCAAGUGCCGUAAAACACUUAUUAAAAAAUAAAACUGUCGUUUGAAUCCUUAGUUUGCAACCUUAGGGCAGACAAAUAUGUGGGCAAGUCUUACAAGUCUAACGUCUAACAUGGCUCCAACUAAACGAAUAGAAUGUACAGUUUUAAUUAAAAACUAAGAACUUUAUUGGGACUCGUGGAGUGGGGGGCUCUAAUAAAAAAAGAAAGGUUGUGCAAAGAAGAAAUAGGACUGAGUAAAAGCGUUAAAACUUAGCUGGACAAGAAAUAAAUGCGAACGCACUCGAUUACCGAUUAUAGCUUGCGUGUAUCCAAGAUGGUUUUCCUCUGUGGCGAGAAGCAAUAACAAGAACAAUAUUUCUAAUACUACCAAUAUUAAAUCAAGCUGCUGUAGUACCUGUCACACGUUGUAGGUUCUAGUAACUGGUAGGGUACCCUUACGUUAAACUAAUAAAGACUGACACUGCUUUUUAUUAAACAAAAGAACAAUUGACGUGCACUCUGCAAGGUUUCUGGGCUGUGACACACACACAGAGUAGAUUCCAACAGUAGAAUGGCGUAGUAGAUCUUUUUUAAUGAUAGUACUUGCACAGGUCAGGAUUCAUUGUAUUGUUCAUUACUCUGGAGGUCACUGGGUUUAAAGUUCAAAUUGUUGUUCAUUACUCUUCCCCUUUUCUGACUAUGGUAGACUACUUUGCCCUGUCUUAAAAAUUGUGCAUCAUUCUGCUCUGCAGAAGCUGUAACUCUACUUUUGCCUCUCUAUCGUCUGUUCUCUCACUCUCUGUGUCUGCGUAUGUACUCUCUACCCUGCUUCGGUCCUUGUCUUUCAAACCCCCUGUACUUACUUGAGAACCUUUAAUCUCCUCUCUCUCUGGGAUUUGCCCUCUCUAGUCACAGGGAUUGUUUUCUUGCUCUUCUUUUUUUUUUUUACUUUUUCUUUUUCUGCUUACCUGCUCCUCGGUCUGGCUCUCACCUUCUUCCGACAAUGUGCCACUGACACUACCGCUUGAUGAGUCAGGCUCAUUGGUCUCAUCGUCCGUGUCACCUUCCUGUCUGUCACUGUCCACAGACUUGUGCUCCGCCUCACCAGUAUGGGUGAGGUACUGUAUGGAGGUUUGCAUUUUAGUAGUUGCUGGUGCCAAAAGGGGUGGCGGUUUUGAGGCACUUCUCUUCGCCACGUCUAUGGUCUUCCUGAAAACAAUCUAGAUAUUUUUCAGGGUUAGUGCAUGAUUUCGCCCUGUGCCCUGAUCUCCCUGUUAAAAAAUUGGGCCUUAAAAGGACCCAUUUCAACGAUUUUUGGGAGCAGUUUCCCCAGCAAGUAUAGCCUAUAUAGAAACCUGCGCCCAGUCACCCAGCUGGUUAGCUAACUGUCUAGGUCUCUUGUGUAUUCCAUUAGGAUGAGAGAACAGGUGACCAUACCCAUUGCUUCUAGGCUCUUCUUGAUUUCGUCGUUGCUGUAGCUGAUGUGGAUGCCAUCUAUUGUCAAUCUUGUAGAAGGUAUCUCCUUCCUGUCUGGCCCUCUCAUGGCAAAGGGAUUCUCUGAGAAAACAGAAACCUGGGUGCCUUUUAGACUGAUGCUAGAGGCUAACAUCUUUGCUCUCGCAUUGUCAUCAGCUGCAUGAACCAUCCAGGUAUCUCCCAUAUUUUGUGCGCCCACCAUGGACUUGGGACCUGCUACCCUCUCACCUGCUGAACAGAUAAGGAAUGUCGUGGUCUCCCUGGGACGAUCGGCUGACCUGAGGAAUAUGGGCUUUGAGAAAGACAUAGGAGGGAGAACGAGAGAGAGAGUAAAUACAGCUAUCCAAGCUCCACGAGUACAAAAAGAAAACAGUAACAAAGACACAACGUGGGACAAGACAAGCACGGGAGUGGGGGGUGAACUUUCGUGAGGAUUACAGAAAAAAGAAGAAAAUACAGACAAGAAAAAACAAACGACACCACUCCACUACCAAAAAGAAUAUGCAAAAAGACUCUAAACAACAUAAUUAAACAUUGAAAAUACCCACAGCACCAUAUACCUAAAAGUCGAAUAAACAACACGCAUGCACAUACAAAAAACACAGAAAUGCGUACAGAAACACGCCAGUACAAUAUCAAAAACUCUUGAGCAGAACAACACGCUACUGACCACAGACCAAGUCGAACCGGAAGUCUUGUUCAUUACUCUUGUUGUCAUGGGUCUGUGGACUUCACAGGAGGACUGGAACCGAAAAAACUGGAAACGUGGCCGGUGGGCAGAGAGCACGAUGUUUUAAUCGACUUGAAAAACUGUAGCUGUAACAAACAAUAAUACUUUCAGGAUCCACUGCACAGGUGCUUCAAUAAGCACAAAAUGAUUCACAAAUACUUGAAAACAGACAAACAAACGAAACUGGCGCCCAGUAGGCACAUACUGGAGCAAAACACUGCUCAGCUUAAACCACGGGCCCUAAACUAAAGACGGGAAUAAAAAGAACACGACUGAUCUCUGUGUGGAUCAAACCAAGACUGGCGAGGUUUUAGUGCUCUUAGUCCAUCCCCUCUUCAAGACAAAGAUUCCCACUGUGCUAGGAGUCGCCGCCUCCCACGUUGGUGUAGGGACAAAAGCUCCAUGCUACAAGACGAUCCCUGAGUAGAGAUACGAUCGCCAGUGGUCACGCCUUACUGUCCGUUCCUUCCCCUACUGCAUUAAUCACGUCGGUGCUACAAAGUCAUGUGAGCGCUCAUAUGACCUUAUGCAGUUGCGAGCGCCGUUACUCUUACAUGUACUAAGGUCAUGUGUACCACUCUGCUACAGUGUGUGUUAGUGUUAGUGCAUAACAAUAUGUGUGUGUGAGUGUUCACUUCUUUGUGUGUAUGAGUGUGUGCAUUUGUAUGUUUGUGUAGGGAAAUCUGUGUGUGUGUUCAGGCUGUAAGUUGGUGUGUUUUUCUUUUGCUAAGCUGUGUCCGCAUUCCAGCUGGAGAUGCUUUAAGUAUGAUAUGGUGUACGUUUCUAUAAGUUGAUUUAUUAUUCAUAAAGUGUGUCCGCGAAACCCUCGUUCGCUUUUGAGCCUGGGAGAGGGCAUGUGAGUUAAUUUCUAGAAUUGUCUGCUAGAUUCAAGAGGAUUUAUUCAAUGUCUCCUCUGUCCAUUGUUGUACCAUGUGGUGGUAGUUGUUGCAUGUAGAUUUCUUUCAUCCAGAUACAGGUUGUCAAAAUGAAAAAGUGAUGAAUUUGUAAUUAGUUGUUGUAUUGUGUAGAAACUACCCAAUAAAGUCUAAAUAUGGUGUAUUCA
Messenger RNA from Aplysia californica (California sea hare), 6247 nucleotides. RefSeq names its product zinc finger protein 543. The record is from RefSeq and is a predicted model, not a curated record. The coding region runs from base 225 to 2723 and encodes 832 amino acids. NCBI's taxonomy places the organism in Eukaryota, Metazoa, Mollusca, Gastropoda, Aplysiida, Aplysiidae. The transcript has 7 exons. Gene Ontology annotation, biological process: regulation of DNA-templated transcription. Gene Ontology annotation, molecular function: DNA-binding transcription factor activity, RNA polymerase II-specific; RNA polymerase II cis-regulatory region sequence-specific DNA binding.